UGUUGAUCUGCAAACUUGAAAUCCUAAAUUUUAAUUCUUACAGUAGCUUCAGGUUUUCCACCUUUUUAUAAGUUUUUGGAUUUGAAUAAGAUCUUUGACAUAGAAAUAUUAUUUUAGUGCGCAUUGAUAACAGAUUCAGGAACUGACUAUCCUGCGCCGUAAUCCGUGGCGAUACUAGCCAAUAACACCACUGUUACACUUAUCCAGUCGUCGAACGAUUUCGACAAGUUCGUGAUCAUCCUGUUUUAGUGUGUUGCUUCUUGUUUCCAUGAUGGAGUCUGUUGAUGAUUCUUCAUAUCGUGACGAACAUGAUGUGGAAUCAGUGGAGACUGGUCAGAGUGUCCAUCCCGUGGAAAACACUAAUGUGGAUGACGACAUUGGGAAGGAAGAAGCCACCUCUUCGCAGGGAACAUCUUCUGGUUCUUGUGCGAAAACCAAACACGAGGAGCGCAUGAGAAAGCUGCGGGCACUUCACAUGAAGCGGAAUGAGGCGAGGAGCUUGAAUCAUAAAGAUGUGGUUGCUGAAGAUUAUCAGAGAAAACUCCCGAAGAACUGGGAGGCAAAGCGCGCUCGAAUGGAAUGGAAACUGGACGAUGAAGAGAAACGAAAGGAUGCAGAAGAACAAGGCGAAGAUUAUGACCGUCUGAGAAUGCUGGAUGUUACCGCAGCGGAAGCCAGUGCCAUGGAUGCCAAGAAGAGGCGGAAGAAGAAUCCCGAUAUGGGUUUCUCUACAUUCGAAGACGCAACGAUAAGGCAGUACGAUAGCCUUACGAGGAACAUCAAACCGAAUUUCAAGAAAUAUGAGCAACAAAAGGAAGAACUGGGCGAUAAAUUUUAUGCAUCGGCCAGCACGAUACUACAUGACGAAGUUAAGGAUAGUCCAGAAGCCAUUGAACGUUUAGUGGACGAUGUAAAACACCAAGCGGAAAGAAGGGCCAAGUUCAGUCGGCGGCGUGCAUACAAUCCUGAAUCUGAGAUCGAUUAUAUCAACGAAAAGAAUAUGAACUUCAAUAAGAAACUGGAAAGAUUUUACGGACAGUACACGUCGGAGACGAAGCAGAAUUUGGAAAGAGGAACGGCGGUUUGAUUUGUCUGAUGGUCAUUGGGCGAAGCUACUGUACAUUGAUGAUUACCUGUGGAAUAGGCGUACUUAUCGUGCUUUGAAGUUUGAAUGAUGGUUCACAUUCGAAACGACUUUUUAUUAACUGAGCAUCAUGAAAGAUAUAAACAAGGCAUUAGUAAAAAAUAAUUUUUCUUUGGCGAACAUCUGGUAUGACAGCAGAAUUUUGAUGAGUACUUACAACUCAGUUCUUGGAAUUCGUAUGAAGAUAUUGUUGCUUAUUUUUAAUAAUCUGACUUAUGUCUACAGUUUUCUUGUUGGACAGUGGGCGUACUGUGACGGACUACAAUUAUGUACAAUAUUCUCCAGUGUUUUGCAAAUUAAU
This is a messenger RNA of Paramacrobiotus metropolitanus, 1445 nucleotides long. RefSeq names its product pre-mRNA-splicing factor Syf2-like. Gene Ontology annotation, cellular component: Prp19 complex; catalytic step 2 spliceosome; post-mRNA release spliceosomal complex. NCBI's taxonomy places the organism in Eukaryota, Metazoa, Tardigrada, Eutardigrada, Parachela, Macrobiotidae. The transcript is spliced from 5 exons. The coding region runs from base 269 to 1087 and encodes 272 amino acids. The record is from RefSeq and is a predicted model, not a curated record.